Molecule: messenger RNA, 4217 nt
Organism: Vicugna pacos (alpaca)
Lineage: Eukaryota; Metazoa; Chordata; Mammalia; Artiodactyla; Camelidae
Source: RefSeq, a predicted model, not a curated record
AUGGAACGUGCUACAGAGAAAAAACAGGGUACUACCCGAGAUGAGGUACGCAAAGAAGACCUCUCUAAUAAGGUUUCAUUUGAGCAGAGGCCUGAGGGAAAACAAGCACUGGGCAUUUUUCUAAUGGCUACACAAACUAUUCAUGCCUUCCAUGGCCAAGAUAAAAAAUUUCUGGAAAAUCACUGCAUGAGGAGGUACAACGACGGAGAUCCGAAGAAGCAACUGAACCAGAAGAAUAUCAAUGCACUUGGCCAAAAUCUAGACGAUGGACUACUAGUUACACACGUUAACCAGACACAGGACUUACUGAGGCUGCAGGGAGAUGAGACCCAGCCUUCAGACUGGAAAGACUCGGAAGAUUGGCUUUCAACACACAGUUUAAAGUCUGAGAAACUCACCUUGGCUGAUCUGAUGAGCCAGGGCACAGCUGUGCUGGAGGAGGGCAGCAAGGUCAUGAGGAAAAUGCACUUCUCCACCUCGACCAUCCACCGGUUCGAAUCCAAGCUUUCUGAAGCUGUGGUGGUGGUUCCUGCACGCCCUUUCUGGUUUCAGGCUUUCGGCCUCAUCAAGGGGACCAGAGUCGGCAUCCUCAUUGAUGUGUCAGCCGUCAGCAGUGGCCCUCAGAAAGAAGAGUUCCAAAAUGACCUCCUGAGCCUCAUUGAUGAGCAGCUGAGCCACAAGGAGAAGCUGUACGUCUUGUCCUUCGGCACCACCACCAGCGCCCUCUGGCCUGAGCCCGUGGACGUCAGCACCUCCACCCUUCAGGAACUCAAGCUCUGGGUAAAGAAACUUGAGCCCGAGGGAGGCAGCAAUCUGCUACAAGCCCUGAAGAAAGUCUUCGCUCUGAAGGGGCUGAAUUCUCUGGUGACCAUUAUGGGAAGCUGCCCAGAUCAGCCUUCUGAAAUCCUGUCCGACUACAUCCAACAGUCCGCCAUGGGAAGGGACCUCAUCACCCAUUUCAUCACCUACAAGUGCAACGAGCAGGUGCCCCCUGCCGUUCUGAAGAACCUUGCAGAAGCUCUUGGGGGCUACUACCACUGCUGUGGUCCAGAGAUGGAGAUCUGCGCCAGCCGGGAGGUGGAUGAGCUCCUGGCAGAAAUCCAGAAAGCCCAGAGCCUCCGGAGCCACGUCCAAGCCCUGCAGCAGAGUGCCCCCUGCGAGGAGCCGGCCGGCGUGAGGCAGGAGAUUUCCAACAAGAUUGCAAAAAGGCCAUUCACAAGUCUCUUGCCUAAACCCCCGAAGCAUGAGGCUCCCCUCACAAUUGAGUUCCCAAACUUGGCCAAGACUUCGGCAGAAUGGCUGAAGACCAACAGCCUGAAAGCCAAGAAGCUAAGCCUCUAUCAGGUUCUGGCCCCCAAUGCAUUCUCUCCCGUGGAGGAAUUUGUGCCUAUUCUCCGUAAGACAGUCUCAUCCACUAUCUAUGAGAAGGCAAUGGUACAAUUUGAAUGGCAUGACGGGACGGUGAAGAACAUUCACGUGGACCUGCCCUUCCUAUAUGAGUACCAGAAACAGCUCAGCAGAGCUAUGCAGAUGUAUGAGAGACGGAUGGAGUGGCUCUCCUUGGCCAGCAGAAGAAUCUGGGGCACCGUCUGCGAAAAAAGGGUGGUUAUACUGCUCGAUAUCUCCGUGACCAAUUCCAUGUACAUUAUUCAUAUCCAGCACUCCCUGCGGCUUCUGCUGGAGGAGCAACUGGCCAACAAGGACUGCUUCAACAUCGUGGCGUUUGGAAGCACAGUUGAAAGUUGGAGGCCAGAGAUGGUUGCCGCCAGCCAUGACAACUUACAGAGCGCCUGGAGGUGGGUCCUGACCCUGCAGUGUCGGGGCAGCAGGAACGUCCUCGGCGCCCUGCGGAAGGCUGUGGAAGUGGACCUCAAGGACAAAGACAAACAGCAAUCACAAGGCAUCUACCUCUUCACAGGGGGCAUCCCUGACCAGGACACGGUGGGACGCACUUUGUUUGCAGGUAUCUACGAAAGUGAUGACAUCAGUGCCAUCGUGUCUGAGAUGGAAAAGGCUCUCAGCUACUCCCAGAAGUGCGCCUUGCUUGUGUCCUCCCUGAAGAACCAGUCUGGAAAAGAACAGGAAAAUGCAGCCCUCCUGAGAGAAAAGCCAAAGAUGCUCAAGCCAAGAAGCCAGCCCAGGAAGCUCUGUCCCUCCAAACCCACAGCACCCUCGGUGGCCAGAAUGAGCAUGAAAGAUGACCCUGACCGACAGAAGAGUGCCCCUGUGAAAGCUCUGAUGUGGCGUCCACUCAGUGGCAAAGCGGGCAUCCCCCCAGCUGCAGCCCAGCCGGUGAAAGAAGGGACAGCAGGGCGGAGGAGGAAGACCACAGCGAGGGACGCAGAGGCAUCUCUCUCGCUGUUUUAUACCGAGACAGGGAAUAACGUGGGAUCCGUGUACAGGAAGUAUCCUCAAGGAAGGGGCUUAAGAAGAACUAGCUCUUCUAUCGAGUUGCCCAGAAAGGAUACAAUCUGCUCAAGCCAAGAGUGGAUAGCAAAUUACGGGCUGAAAAAACUGAAGAUGGAGAUCUCCAGAUACCUUGGUCCCAACUGCACUCAUCAAAAGUCCGUACAGAGAUCGGCAUCAGCCAAGCACUGCAGCGUCUUCCCCAGCACGGAGAUCAAUGGCAUGGUGAGACACAUUCAGUGUACUCCCAGGGAAAUGGAAGCGUAUAUCACAGGCCUGGAGAAGCUGAUGCGGCGCUAUGUCCAGAGGCUGCAGUGGCUGCUGUCUGGGAGCCGCCGACUGUUCGGUACCAUCUUGGAGAGCAAAGUGUGCAUCCUGCUCGACACGUCGGGCUCCAUGGGCCCCUACCUGCAGCAGGUGAAGACAGAGCUGGUUCUGCUCAUCUGGGAGCAGCUGCGGAAGUACUGUGACAGUUUUAACCUGCUCAGCUUUGCAGAGGGCCUACAGCCGUGGCAGGACACUCUGGUGGAGACCACAGACGCAGCCUGUCACGAGGCUAUGCAGUGGGUGACCCACCUGCACGCUCAGGGGAGCACCUCAGUCUUGCAAGCGUUGCUGAAAGCUUUCAGUUUUCCUGAUGUGGAAGGAUUGUACCUCCUGACCGAUGGGAAGCCAGACACAAGCUGCAGCCUUGUUCUCAGUGAAGUCCAAAGACUCAAGGAGAAGAGAGACGUGAAAGUGCAUACCAUUUCCCUGAACUGCUCGGGCAGAGUGAUGCUGACUGCAGUGGAGUCCAGGGACCCUCCUGGUUUCCACCGCCCCCUUCCUACAUUCACUCUCAGACAUCUCAUUGCAAUGUGUCCCGACCCUGGGUUGCCACUGUUUGAAGGAGACGAUUUAAGGAGAUUGGCCCAGGAGAUCACCAAGGCCAGAAGCUUGCUUGGGCAGGCCCAGGCCCUCAGGGCCCAACUCCAGAAGAAAAACAGCACAGAACCAAAGGUUGCUUCUCUGUAGAGAAGUGUUCUCAGUCACAAGUCUGUCACUGGCUGGGAAGUCCUGUACCAAGUCCCCUGCUUAGAACAUCCUUCUGCCACCCUCUGCCUGGUGACUCCUUCUCAUCCAUCAAGGCACAGCACAAAUGGCAUCAGCUCCACUGUGACGAUGUCCCUGGGACCCAUCAAGAGCUGAGUGCCUCCGGCUUUCCUCCCAUGGCAUCCUAACCACACAUCCCUCCUUAGAGAGGUGACGCUACCCCUAGCACUCCACAGCAUGCUUCCUUGCUCCCUUGUCCAGCUCUUCUUGACAAUGAGCUCCCUCAAGAUGAGGUUGGUGUCCUAACCAUCUCUGGGUCUCCAGAACCUGCCAUGUGGCAGACACGUAGUAAACAGUGAGCAUGCAGCUUAAUUCUGAGAGUCCAGUUCUGGAAACCUGCCAGGUGGGAUUGUUUCUGCCCUGGUCCUCUUGUUCUGUGCUCCUCCACCACCCUGGUCCAUGUGGGAAAUGCAGAGUCACCAUCAGCCCAUCUUGGAGGAAGAAGAAAGACAUGAGCCUCACCACCCCGACCCUCUUCCCCCACCACUGCUCAAACUGAACUGAAAUCUGCUCUGGAGUCUAGUCCAGAGCAAAUGCUCAGCUCAAGAAUGUGUAAAUCGGGCUGGAUCUGCUGGGCUGCCCCACUGUGCACAUAUGAAAUGUAUAUGUCAUGUAUCAUGUCAUCUAGGGUCACUUCUAAGAUAGGAAAAAUUGCUUUUAUUUGAUUAAUAGGAUCAAAGUUACUUUUAAACUGAUGUGACCAUUGGUAUAUGUGUGUG